Fusarium keratoplasticum is the source of this 426-nucleotide messenger RNA. RefSeq names its product Mediator of RNA polymerase II transcription subunit 9. Gene Ontology annotation, biological process: regulation of transcription by RNA polymerase II. Bases 1 to 426 code for a protein of 141 amino acids. Lineage: Eukaryota; Fungi; Ascomycota; Sordariomycetes; Hypocreales; Nectriaceae. The record is from RefSeq and is a predicted model, not a curated record. Gene Ontology annotation, molecular function: transcription coregulator activity. The transcript has a single exon. Gene Ontology annotation, cellular component: mediator complex.
AUGUCUUCGUCAUCUGGCCCACACCCGUUGGCCCUUCCGCCCACCUUCUCUCCCGAUACUCUCGACGCGCUCUCGGAGCUCUCCCUCGUCCUCGCCCGUGUCCGCGCCGGCAUCCAGUCCUCGGCCGGCAUCACCACCGAGCCCGCGCCAGGUACGACCGGUCACAAUGCUCCAGGCGGUCCUACGCUUUCCUUCAAGGACGUCCCAGGGGCGACCGAUGGUCUCAAGCACAAGCUGCAACGAGCUCGCGCUCAGGUCCGUGAGCUUCCGGACAUGAACCGGCCCAUCGCGGAGCAGGCCGAUGAGAUCCGUGAGCUUGAGGCCCGCAUAGAGAUGCAGAGGGCAGUGCUUCAGAAACUACGAGACGAGGCCGCAGGCAAGGAGAGAAAAGAUGACGUCGCUGCCGCCGAUAAAAUGCAGACAUAA